AUGGGAUUUCCCAUUCAUGAUGAUGGACUACAGCUGAAUCCAACUUAUCGAGAAAUGCGUCGUUGUUUAAUUGAUUUUGAAUGUUUGAUAGAAGAAAGAUGGAAUACAUCACGUGGAUUAAAAUCGGUGCCGGCGAAACUUGGAUCAUUAACUGUAUUUGCAUGUGCGCCGGGAACAACAGCAGAUGAUGGAACACAGAACGGACUGUUUACGAAACAUCUUUUGAGACAUUCGAGUACACCGAAUGAAGAUAUUCGAAUGAUUAUGACUGUAGUCAUAAAUGGAGUCAUAGAAGAAUCCAAUGAUAAGCAAAUUCCACAUGUAACUUCGAUGUUGAGACACAAGUACACAUGUUUAUACAAUGGAAAACAAGAAUGGAAUAGAUUUGUACAGACUGUUGCUGAAUGGAUGGGCCAUGGAGAUAGAUUAAAUCAACUUCAUUAUCUUUAUGGAGUCGGUUCUGAUAGAAAUGGAUCGAUCUUCAUUAUGGUGAGAGGAAAUCAUCGCGCUGUACGAUGGACAUCGAAAGCGCGCCAAGGACAGAUUGUUGAGUUUGAGAAUCAAACAGAUCAGCUCAGUCCAACAAUUAGCGAAGUAGGCUGCUGGCAAACAGGUGAAAAUUCUGGAGCACUAGUCGCUGGCGGAAACAAUUGUGGAGAUCAGCGAAAUCAACUCGAUCAUCCUACCGGGAUCUUCGUCGACGAAGAUCAAUCGGUUAACGUAUCAGAUGAAAUGGAUGAUCUAGCCGUUAACUGUUAUGGUCAGAUAUAUAUUACUGAUUGUAGCAAUCAUCGAGUUGUGCGUUGGUGUGAAGGCGGAAGGGAAGGUGAAGUUGUUGCUGGUGGCAACGAUCAAGACAGUCGAACGGAUCAAUUAUCGUGUCCUAGAGGUAUAUCAUUUGAUUCCGAAGGAUAUUUCUGUGUUUCCGAUUGUGACAAUCAUCGAGUACAAAAAUUUGUAUUAAUUUCGAAAUAA
This is a messenger RNA of Adineta ricciae, 975 nucleotides long. Lineage: Eukaryota; Metazoa; Rotifera; Eurotatoria; Adinetida; Adinetidae. The record is from the annotation of a GenBank genome assembly.